Gongylonema pulchrum is the source of this 183-nucleotide messenger RNA. The record is from the annotation of a GenBank genome assembly. NCBI's taxonomy places the organism in Eukaryota, Metazoa, Nematoda, Chromadorea, Rhabditida, Gongylonematidae.
GAGCGUUACUUGCCUGGUGUUGGACGCUCUACUGUUAAAGCAUUGCUUCGGCGUGAGGUGCUUCAUGUUCUUGCCACGGAACCGAAGCCUUUUAGCAAGAUCGAAUGCCUGCUCCCGGAUAGCGAACUUUUUGCUGGACUUUCGGUGGAAGAAGCCGCUAAAAGUGUCGGAGAUUUCAGGUAG